AAUCUGCAUUUUGACAGCAUUGUCAGCUGACUGUCUUGUGACUCGCGAUCGGCCGUGCAGACGUGAAGUUCCCGAGCAGAAGCAGAUUUCAACCAGAAGGAGCGGAAUUUGAGGAGUCGCGAUGUCGCGGGGCUUGGCGAAAAUUCAGAAUGAGGAGCGAGAGGGCAAAUUCGGAUACGUCUUUGCCGUAUCUGGACCUGUGGUCACUGCCGAGCGUAUGUCUGGUUCGGCCAUGUACGAGUUGGUGCGUGUCGGCUACUCCGAGCUGGUGGGUGAGAUCAUUCGUCUUGAAGGAGACAUGGCCACCAUCCAGGUGUACGAAGAAACGUCCGGCGUAACCGUGGGCGACCCUGUGCUGCGUACGGGCAAACCUCUUUCGGUCGAACUUGGCCCCGGCAUCAUGGGCUCCAUUUUCGACGGUAUCCAGCGACCUCUGAAGGACAUUAAUGAGCUCUCGAAUUCCAUCUACAUCCCAAAGGGCGUCAACAUUCCUGCCCUCAACACAGUGGCCCAGUGGGACUUCAACCCCGUCAACAUUAAGAUUGGAAGUCACAUUACAGGUGGCGAUAUUUACGGCAUGGUGCAUGAGAACACCCUUGUAAAGCACAAACUCAUCCUGCCUCCCAGAGACAAGGGCACAGUGACCUACAUUGCCGAGCCUGGAAACUACACAGUCAAGGACGUUGUUUUGGAGACCGAGUUUGAUGGCGAGAAGACCAAGUACACAAUGUUGCAAGUGUGGCCUGUGCGUCAGCCGAGACCUGUGACGGAAAAGUUGCCCGCAAACCACCCUCUGCUCACUGGACAGCGAGUGCUCGAUUCACUCUUCCCCUGUGUCCAAGGCGGAACCACUGCCAUUCCCGGGGCUUUCGGUUGUGGAAAAACUGUCAUCUCACAGUCGUUGUCCAAGUACUCAAACUCUGACGUCAUUGUUUAUGUUGGCUGCGGAGAGCGUGGUAAUGAGAUGUCUGAGGUAUUGCGAGACUUCCCAGAAUUGACCUGCGAAAUUGAUGGUGUCACCGAGUCUAUCAUGAAGCGUACUGCCCUUGUGGCCAACACUUCUAACAUGCCUGUCGCUGCCCGUGAAGCUUCCAUCUAUACUGGCAUUACUCUGUCUGAGUACUUCCGUGACAUGGGUUACAAUGUUUCGAUGAUGGCUGACUCGACUUCCCGUUGGGCCGAAGCUCUUCGUGAAAUCUCAGGUCGUCUUGCUGAGAUGCCUGCCGAUUCUGGCUACCCUGCCUACCUGGGUGCUCGUUUGGCCUCCUUCUACGAGCGUGCAGGUCGUGUCAAGUGUCUUGGCAACCCUGAGCGUGAGGGCUCCGUCAGUAUUGUCGGCGCUGUGUCUCCACCCGGUGGUGACUUCUCCGACCCCGUCACUUCUGCCACUCUUGGUAUUGUGCAGGUCUUCUGGGGCUUGGACAAGAAACUUGCCCAGCGCAAACACUUCCCCUCCAUCAACUGGCUCAUUUCUUACAGUAAAUACAUGAGGGCCCUGGACGACUACUAUGACAAGAACUUCCCUGAGUUCGUGGCAUUGAGGACUAAGGUGAAGGAAAUCCUGCAGGAGGAAGAGGACUUGUCGGAAAUCGUGCAGCUCGUAGGCAAAGCCUCCCUUGCCGAGACUGACAAAAUCACCUUAGAAGUGGCCAAGCUUCUCAAGGACGAUUUCCUUCAACAGAACAGCUACUCGCCAUACGAUCGUUUCUGCCCCUUCUACAAGACAGUCGGCAUGCUGAGAAACAUGAUGGGCUUCUUCGACAUGUCCAGACACGCAGUCGAGUCGACAGCACAGAGCGAGAACAAAAUCACCUGGGCAACUAUCAAGGACAGCAUGGGCCCCAUCCUUUAUCAGCUUUCCUCAAUGAAGUUCAAGGACCCUGUUAAGGAGGGUGAGGCAAAGAUCAAGGCUGACUUUGACCAGCUAUACGAAGACAUCCAACAGGCCUUCCGCAACCUGGAAGACUAAACAUUGCUCUAGCAAGUCUACCAGUGUGCGGACGAGUUGGUCGCGCCGCCAACAAGCAUCACCCUUUUAGUACCCUAGCCACCAGUGUAAAUAGUUUUCUUUUUGCCCAGUUAUUGGCGCCUCCAACUCGCCUAUCAGCGGAUUUUGCAUUCCAGUUUAGCACAAGUCUAGGUGUAAAAAUUUAUCCAAAUCAUGCCCCCGACCGCUCCCAACUAUCACUGAGGGCGGCCACUCAUUGAAUAUAUCAUGCUGCUGAUGUUUUUCUCCUCGAUUCCAAGUCUGUUGAUAUUUUUGGUGUAACAACACAGUAUUAGUUGUUUUUCAGCAAUAUUUGCUCGACCACAGAGUUGAUGAUAAUAAUAAUACUGACUUAACAAUAACAAACAAAACGCCGUCAAGGGUUCUAAAUUGAACGAUGUACUAUUUAAAAAAAAAAAAUUAUAAAACGAUUAUGAAGUAGAUUGCUAGUGUAAAUGGGCCGUUUCGUCGUGUAUAUGAUGUACAUUAAUUAACUACUAAUAUCACUUGUUAUAUUAUGAUAUAUACCAUGUUGUCCGUUCUGAAAAAUUGAUGAUUUUAUUUUUUGUUGAACCAUUUAUUUUGUCGAACAAAGAAACGUUCAAAAGUAUUUUUUGGUGCGAAAUGAUAUUACCUGAAAACGAAGAUGUCACUUUGCUAGUUAUUUGAAAUCAAUUGUGUUGUGAUGGCUACAUUCCCGUCGUUUCUGUAGAAUCAAAACUUAAUGAAUAAAUAAAAAUGCAACAUGUAAUGUUAAAUCUGGAAA
Neocloeon triangulifer is the source of this 2753-nucleotide messenger RNA. RefSeq names its product V-type proton ATPase catalytic subunit A. Gene Ontology annotation, cellular component: lysosomal membrane; proton-transporting V-type ATPase, V1 domain. Gene Ontology annotation, biological process: proton transmembrane transport; ATP metabolic process. The transcript has 11 exons. Bases 122 to 1969 code for a protein of 615 amino acids. NCBI's taxonomy places the organism in Eukaryota, Metazoa, Arthropoda, Insecta, Ephemeroptera, Baetidae. Gene Ontology annotation, molecular function: proton-transporting ATPase activity, rotational mechanism; ATP hydrolysis activity; ATP binding. The record is from RefSeq and is a predicted model, not a curated record.